CCAGCACUUCCUAGUCCCUGGCCAGGUCCCCCAGCCAGGAGCUGGGAUCCUGCUGAGUGCUGUGAGGCCAGAGCCUGGCGCGGGCCUCUACCCUGUCCCUGGACUCGGCACUGGACGCGGAGAACGGGGCGCUGUCCCUCAGGGCCCCCACCCUCAGCCAGGCGGGUACCACGGCAGGGGCUGAGCCACCCUCAUGGAAGGGAGAGGACCAUACCGGAUCUACGACCCUGGGGGCGGCGUGCCUCUGGGAGAGGCGUCCUCAGCUUUUGAGCGCCUAGUGGAGGAGAAUUCCCGACUGAAGGAAAAAAUGCAAGGGAUAAAGAUGUUAGGGGAACUUUUGGAAGAGUCCCAGAUGGAAGCGUCCAGGCUGCGGCAGAAGGCAGAGGAGCUGGUCAAGGACAGUGAGCCACUGCCACCACCAUCUCCCUCUUUGGCCUCCUUCAAUGACCUGGCUGAGCUCACAGGAAAAGACACAGCUAUCCCAGCAACCCCUGCUGACCCGGCACACCCAAGCGACAAGCCAGAGCCAGUCCCCAAACCUCCAUCCAGUAACACCUCCUCUGAAUUUGAAGUGGUCCCCGCCGAGGGACCUUCGUCACCGGAGAGCAGCGGCCACACCAGAAAUACGAUGGAGCUGGGCCCCCUACCCCAGGAGGACAGCACCCUGAUGCUGCACCUGCAGCGCCUGGAGACCACCCUGAGCGUGUGCGCCGAGGAGCCCGACCACAGCCAGCUCUUCACACACCUGGGCCGCAUGGCCCUUGAGUUCAACCGGCUGGCCUCCAAGGUGCACAAGAACGAGCAGCGUACCUCCAUCCUACAGACGCUCUGUGAGCAGCUUCGGAAAGAGAACGAGGCCCUGAAGUCCAAGCUGGAUAAGGGCCUGGAACAGCGGGAUCAGGCUGCUGAGAGGCUGCGGGAGGAAAACCUGGAACUUAGGAAGUUGUUGAUGAGCAGCAGUAAAGACGGUGCCUCUGGGCGGCCAGGCUCACCAAAGAUGGAAGGCGCGGGCAAGAAGGGGGCGGCGGCACUGCAGCAGGCUGGUGUGACGGCAGGUAAAACCCCAGAGGUGGGGGCCCUGGGUGCGGCUGAGAAGAAGGUGAGGAUGCUGGAGCAGCAGCGCACAGAGCUGCUGGAAGUGAACAAGCAAUGGGACCAGCAUUUCCGGUCCAUGAAACAACAGUACGAGCAGAAGAUCACGGAGCUGCGACAGAAGCUGGCAGACCUGCAGAAGCAGGUGACCGACCUGGAGGCCGAGCGGGAGCAGAAGCAGCGCGACUUUGACCGCAAGCUGCUCCUGGCCAAGUCCAAGAUAGAAAUGGAGGAGACCGACAGGGAGCAUUUGACAGCAGAGGCCAAGGAGCUGCGCCAGAAGGUCAAGUAUCUGCAGGACCAGCUGAGCCCACUCACCCGGCAGCGGGAGUACCAGGAAAAGGAGAUCCAGCGGCUCAACAAGGCCCUGGAGGAAGCACUGAGCAUUCAGGCCUCCCCGUCCUCUCCAACAGCAUUCGGGAGCCCAGAAGGAGCUGGAGGCCUGCUAAGGAAACAGGAGCUGCUCACGCAGAACGAAUUGCUGAAACAGCAGGUGAAGAUCUUUGAGGAGGACUUCCAGAGGGAGCGUAGCGACCGGGAGCGCAUGAAUGAAGAGAAGGAAGAGCUGAAGAAGCAGGUGGAGAAACUGCAAGCCCAGGUCACCCUGUCCCACGCCCAGCUAAAAGCCUUCAAAGACGAGGAAAAGGCGAAAGAUGCCCUGAGGCAGCAGAAGAGGAAAGCAAAGACCUCAGCAGACCGCUACCACCUGGAGCCCCACCCGGAACACCUCUGCGGGGCCUGCCCCUAUGCCUACCCGCCCAUGCCCCCCAUUGGGCCGCACCCCGGCUUUGAGGACUGGUCCCAGAUCCGCUACCCCCCACCCCCCACGGCCAUGGAGCACCCGCCCCCACUUCCCAACUCACGCCUCUUCCGUCUGCCAGAAUACACCUGGCGGAUGCCCUUUGGAGGGGUACGUAAUCAGAGCUCCCAAGUGAUGGACUUACCUACGGCCAGGCCUACAGAACCAGAGUCCACCAAAAAUGACCGUGAAGGACCUCAGUGAAACCAGUCCCCUGCUCCACCUUCGUCUCACAGAGCCAGCUGACUUCAGAUUACUGGCAAGCUAGAGGCCACAGGCUCUGUGUGGCCAGAGCUGCAGCCACUCCGGAGGCUGAGAUGGAUGGCCGGCUUGGGCCCUGGCCCCAACCUGGACGGUCUGCAGACUGGAGAGGCUCCAUCCAGAAGGCGUCCAUCUGGGCCUCUCCUUUGGAGUGAUUGGGAAAAGCCUACUAUUGUGCCCCUGAGUGGAGAGAGGUGCCGUCAGCCUGGACCUGCUGUCCUCUGUGGACACUGCUGGCGGAUGCCGAUCUCUAGUCAAGAGACCCCCGUCGGCCGAGGGGCCCCAGCCUGGAGCCACCAGGCCCUCAGCUGGAGCCUUGUGGUGUGGAGGCCUGGACUGGGGUGGUUCUUGAUCCCUGGACAGCUGUUUGCACAAAUCUUGGACAUAAAUCCAAGCUAGAGAUGA
Budorcas taxicolor (takin) is the source of this 2557-nucleotide messenger RNA. RefSeq names its product TNFAIP3 interacting protein 1 (gene TNIP1). The coding region runs from base 194 to 2095 and encodes 633 amino acids. Lineage: Eukaryota; Metazoa; Chordata; Mammalia; Artiodactyla; Bovidae. Gene Ontology annotation, biological process: negative regulation of canonical NF-kappaB signal transduction; cellular response to lipopolysaccharide; regulation of transcription by RNA polymerase II. The record is from RefSeq and is a predicted model, not a curated record. The transcript is spliced from 18 exons.